CCAUUUCUUAUCCUGUAGUACGCGUUUCGUGCCGCCAUUUCGAGCAGUGCAGAACCGGAUACCUUAAGUAUCGGUGUUUGACUAUUCCAGAUUUAGCAAACGUUAAACGUUAGAUACGUAAAAUGGAAAAUCAACUUUGCAAGCUUUUUGUUGGCGGGUUAAAUGUACAGACCACCGACGAAGGUCUUCGUAAACACUUCGAACAGUAUGGUGUCUUAACUGAUUGCGUUGUUGUUCAAAACCAGCAGCUCAAGCGCUCUCGCUGUUUCGGGUUUGUAACCUACUCUACUGCAGAGGAGGCAGACGCCGCAAUGGCCGCAAGGCCACAUCUUUUAGAUGGCAACAACGUGGAGCUGAAAAGAGCAGUUGCUAGAGAGGACGCGGGGAAACCAGAGGCACUUGCUAAGGUAAAGAAAAUCUUUAUUGGGGGGCUCAAGGAGGACGUAGAAAACGAACAUCUCAACGAGUAUUUCUCCCAGUUUGGUGCCAUUGAGAAGGCCGAAGUCAUUAGCGACAAACAAACCGGUAAGAAACGUGGAUUCGGCUUUGUCUACUUUGAAGACAAUGAUUCGGCCGACAAAGCGGUCGUACUCAAAUUUCACACGAUCAACGGACAUAAAGUGGAGGUGAAGAAAGCCCUAACCAAACAGGAGAUGCAGGCUGCUGGAGGCCGAGGAGGUAGGGGGAGAGGCGGGCGAGGAAUGGGAAGGUCUCAAAAUGGCUACGGUGGGGGAAGAGGAGGUGGUUACAACAGCUAUGGCGGCGGCUAUGGUGGCAACGAUGGCGGCUACGGAGGAGGCUACGGCGGUGGUUAUGGCGGUGGUUACGGGGGAGGCUAUGGUGACCAAAUGGGCGGCUACGGAGGCGGGAACGGCUACAGUGACUUUGGAAGCGGGUAUGGCCAGCAGUCCUCUGGCUAUGGUCCAAUGAAAGGUAAUUACUCGGGCAGAAGCAGCGCGCCUUACUCCCGAGGCGGUGGUGGCUACGGCCGGGGAGGUUAUGGAGGCUCAUAUUAAGGACCCCAAGCAGUCCCACACAGAGCAGCUCCAUCCCGUAGCCAAAUGCAAACCGACCACAAUGUUUUCCCGCUUAUAAAUUAGAAUACUGGAGCCGUGCUAAUUUGUCACGGCAUUGACUGGAACACUGUGAACCCCAACACGAGGUUCAGACAGGAGCCCCCAUAAUUCCAGGCUGGCCCAAACAGGUAGGGAAAUCCUUACCAACAAGCCUGACCAUACAAUGGCCACCUCCAUAUAGCAAUCCUCAACUACAGAGCUCUAGGAGGCAAAUGUCGUCGCUCGUCAUUUCCAAAUAAACUAGGCCGCAUUCCUGACAAGGUUUAGGACUAUUCCUCUGGAUUCUUAUUUUGCUUUAAUUUUUAAGGGUGGGGGACUUUAUAAAUGUUGCAGUUUACUGUAUUCUUCCCAGACAUAUUGUCCUUAACGUAAUUUAGUUGAGAUUAGAUGUUUGCUUGUUAGUGUAGGUCUGUUAAUUUUUCCUUCAGUUAAUGUAUUUUGUAACUUAAUUGCUUUUCUUUUAAAUAUCUGUAUCUAAGUUUAUCAAGUGUUUUUCCUGGGACCCAUGUUUUUUCAGUAGUUAAGUAGUCAAUUGCAGUGAACUUGAUUUAGUCCUUAGUUCUGCAUUUAAUUAGGUAGCAACUAGUUUUGUGACAACUGGAGCUAUCUAUUAAAGUAAUCGUAUUACGACUUAACCCAGCAAAUGCCAAAGUAUUCAUGAAUAAAUUGAUGCCUGUAGUUGUAUUUGGUCAAAAUGGAAAAUUAUGACGCAGCACAUAUAAGGACUAGGUCACACUUCUCAAAGUAUUUUAGGUUCACUGCCUUUGUUACUAAACCAGAACUAAAAAAAAACGUUCUCGUGCUUGACCUGUGGUUGACUCCCAAUUAGUGUGAAUGUUAAAAAAUAGUAAAGUAGUUAACGUUACCAUGGACAUUGUUAUAGUUGUUACAGUGAAAUGUUUUUCACCUAUCCAGGGUUCAGAAGACAGGUUUUAUCUGAACUCUACUAAGUUUUUCUAUUUUUUCAGUAAAAAUCAUUAAAAACAAAGGACUCCAGCACCAUAAAUGAAACUGACCUUUAUAUUUGUCUCAUGUAUUCCUGGUACACAGAUUAAUCUCUUAAUAUUGUUUCUUUCAAAUACCGGUAAACUGUAUGUAUUCAAUUAAAUAAAACUUUUUACUCAGAAGUUAUUUUAUUUGAGGAAAUGAGCCUUAUGGGGUGCUUUGAGUUAUUAAACAGUUUUCUUCAGUGUAAAUAAAGUGUUUUUGCAUUCUACUCCCUAGAAUAAAGUGAAGCAAAUACAGAGCACGCCUGGUAUCAGGGUUUGUGCUUCAUGCACCUGUUUGCUGGUCUUCUGGCUCUUGUGUGUUUAACAUUGUUAUAUUCAUUUAUUCGUAUGGGAUUUGAGUAAUCCCUUUCUCCCCAAGGAAAUCUACAUCUGUAAGUAGGUAUACAAGUAUUUCGGAUUUGUAUCAAACGUGUAAAAUACCACCUAUGCAAACACACACACAUCAAAGAUUGUGUACUGUUUUUCACUUGCUAAACCUAUUUUAGAGCUCUGUUCCAGUACUUUUAGUGUACAAAAAAUCUGGAUCUAUACCUUAGCUGUGUCCUCUGCAUCAUGGGAAUCUCCAGGGGUACUCCAGAGCUGUAGAAACCCUGCUGAAAAUCCAUAGGAUAUGCGCCUCAGGUUUGUAGCAAAACUUUAUACACAAGCCAUUGCAUUAAUAUUAAGUGUAUCUCGACCUUGAUACAAAUCCUGUUAGACGGGUAGUACUGCGUAGUCAGUAUUUGUUCAGGUUGAUGUAAUAAAUGCAUGCAACUGAAUAUUAAUACAUUGACUAAUACCUUGAAAUCGGCAAGUUACAUUUUUUUCCUGUAAAUUGGACAUAAAUGGCAUAACCUUUCACCCUGUAAAUAAAGUUAAAGGCAUUUGAAUAAUCUAAGUUGAGUAGUGUGCUAAACUCUUCAAGCCUAGAUGUAUAUGAUUUUCAGAACUGUUUUAUAACCCAUAUUCCAGACAGUUUUAAGGAAGUCAUACCGGAGUGUGGGGCUUAGAGUUCCUGUUUACUUGAUGCUUUAGCUCCAGAUUUUAAUGCCACCAAAUUACCAAGGAGAACAGCGUUUAUAAGCAAGGUUUGUGACUUCAGUUAUUCAUCCUACACUUGUCACUUUCUCCCCCUUCCCUCAUCAGAAUGGUGUUUUGCUUUUGGGUGUUUGUAGGACUUGGCAUUGUAUUGAUAGUUCAUAGCAUAAAUUGGAAUAGUGCUGCCCAUUAAAUUUUUUUUACAUGUAGCUUUAGCCUCUGCUUCAGUAUUGAAUUCAGUUUUGCACAUAAACUUUAACAUUUUUCAUGCACUGCGGAGUAACAGGUCUGUAUUUGGAUUGGAGACCGUUCAAUUUUGCUUCAGAGAAGAGCAGUUGUGCACAUCCCAGACUGGUCAGGGGUUCAUCUUGCAUUUUGCGUUCCUCCCAUCCCAAAUCAACUGAUUCUAUAUAUUGCCUCGUCUUCACUUAAGGUUCAAAGAGAUGGCUUGCUCACCUAUUAUCCGCCACAUUAGCAGUAACUGUACUAAAUUAUCAAUUUGGUUGUGUGAUUGAUACAAUUCAAAUUGAUUUCUGUCCAAAAAGAUAUUAGUUUCAGGCUGCAGAAGACCAGGCAUUACAAUAGAUACACAGUUGCACAACCAGUGCCAUGAAUCAUUUUUGUCAGCUUACAGUUUUUAAAGCCAUCUCUUUCUUUUUCCCUCCCCAGAAUUCGCAAAGCAGAUGGAUUUUAACAAAUUCUUGCUUUUAAGUCCUAUCUGAUGAGGAGAGGAUCUGCUGAGAAGACUAACCCUGAUGGAUGAUGUGCAGAAGACUGGAUGCCUUACCAUGGGCCUAGAUGAGGGUCUCGGGACUCUCCUGAUUCCAGUCCUGACGAUGCUUUUGCUCGCGCCUGGAGCAGUGGCUAUUUUCAAAAUGCUCGCGAGCGACGAACAGCACAGGAGAAACCAGAUCAAAUGCACCCUGGAGAAAUAACUUGGUGAUAUCGUAGGAGUUAUGUUGAAUUUUUUUUCUUGGCUUUUUGUAUUGGGGUCCAAAAUUAAUAAACUUACCUUGGAGUCAAA
Anguilla rostrata (American eel) is the source of this 4127-nucleotide messenger RNA. It is a transcript of the gene hnrnpa0a, whose product is annotated as heterogeneous nuclear ribonucleoprotein A0a. The record is from RefSeq and is a predicted model, not a curated record. NCBI's taxonomy places the organism in Eukaryota, Metazoa, Chordata, Actinopteri, Anguilliformes, Anguillidae. Gene Ontology annotation, molecular function: mRNA 3'-UTR binding. Gene Ontology annotation, biological process: mRNA splicing, via spliceosome. Bases 123 to 1016 code for a protein of 297 amino acids. Gene Ontology annotation, cellular component: catalytic step 2 spliceosome. The transcript has 2 exons.